CAAAUGCGUUCUCCACUAACUUGUAAUAGGCAAUAAAAAACAAAGUCAUUUUGUUUUUCUUUAGCUCACGAAACAUCUAGCGCUGUUCUGCUGCCACAAUGAAAAAUCCUCACGUCCUCGUAGCAUCAUUUCCCGCUCAAGGCCACAUAAACCCAUCUCUCCAAUUCGCCCAACGCCUAGCUACAAUGGGUCUCAAAGUCACCUUCGCCACUACCAUUGGUGCUGACCGCCGCAUGGCCAAAACCGGAAUUCCUGACAACUUGUCUUUUGCUGCCCUCUCUGAUGGAAACGACGACGGUUUCAAACCCAUCGUAAACAUUGGAAACUACAUGACGCAUGAUCUCAGACUUCAUGGAUCACAAACUCUACGUCGUCUAAUACAGCAAGCUUCUAAUGAUGGCCACCCAUUUACUUUUGUAGUAUACUCUAUUCUCAUUCCAUGGGUAGCUAAGGUGGCGCGUGAAUUUCACCUCCCAUCGGCACUUCUCUGGAGUCAACCUGCCACGGUUUUCAGUAUCUACUACCAUUAUUUCAAUGGCUAUGGUGAAAUAAUAGAGAAAACAAUUAAUAGUGCUACACUUUUGCUCAAUUUACCAAAUUUGCCAGUGCUUAGUGUCUAUGACCUACCUUCCUUUUUCAGCCCAGCAAAAUCGAACGAAUAUGCGUUUGUGCUUCCAGUGGUAAAAGAGCAUCUAGAAAUCCUUGAUGAAGAAAUUAAACACAAUCCAAAAUCAGCAAUUCUCGUUAACACAUUCGAUGCAUUAGAAGUUGAGGUUUUAAAAUCAAUUGAUAAGUAUAAAUUGGUUGGUGUUGGUCCUCUACUGCGAUCUGGUUCAUUUGGCGGCAGUCUGUUUCAAGAAUCAAACGGUUAUAUUGAAUGGCUUAACUCGAAGCCUCAACGUUCAGUUAUCUAUAUAUCUUUUGGAAGCAUUAGUGUCAUGUCAGAGCAACAAAUUGAGGAAAUGGCAAUAGCUCUUGAAAAAAUUGGGUCUCCAUUCUUAUGGGUUAUAAGAGAGAAUGCCAUUGUUAAAGAAAAGUUGAAUAAAGGAGGACUGACAGUGCCUUGGUGUAAUCAAGUGGAGGUUUUGUCUAACCCAGCAAUAGGUUGUUUUAUUACACAUUGUGGCUGGAACUCAACAUUUGAGAGCUUAACUUGUGGAGUGCCAAUGGUGGGUUUUCCACAAUGGACUGAUCAAAUGACAAAUGCUAAAUUGGUCCAAGAUUUGUGGAAGGUAGGUGUUAGGGUGGUGGUCAACGAAGAAGGGAUUGUUGAAGCUAAGGAAAUUAGGAGGUGUUUGGAAUUGGUUAUGGGAGAUGGAGAUGGAGGGAAAGAAAUGAGAAAAAGUGCUAAAAAAUGGAAGGAUUUAGCAAGAGAAGCUAUUAAUGAAGGUGGUUCAACGGACAAGAACGUCAAAGCUUUUGUGGAUGUAAUAACCUCUGUGGAUGAGGUUGAAGAAGGUUGUUAGAAUAGUUAUAUAUGUUGGGGACUAGAUUGAAGAAAGGUUUGCUAAGGUAUUAUUAUGGUCUUGAAUGUGACAAUAUUUCCUUUUCCUUUUCCUUUUCCUUUUUUUAAAAAAUUUUUGUUCAAGUAAUUGUCAAAGUUGUUUGUGUAACUAGCUCUUUAGGAAAUUAUUAAAUAAAGUCCCUAAUUAUUGUCUAUUA
This is a messenger RNA of Jatropha curcas, 1662 nucleotides long. Its product is annotated as UDP-glycosyltransferase 75C1. The record is from RefSeq and is a predicted model, not a curated record. Lineage: Eukaryota; Viridiplantae; Streptophyta; Magnoliopsida; Malpighiales; Euphorbiaceae. Gene Ontology annotation, molecular function: quercetin 7-O-glucosyltransferase activity; quercetin 3-O-glucosyltransferase activity.